Messenger RNA from Eucalyptus grandis, 549 nucleotides. RefSeq names its product dirigent protein 23. NCBI's taxonomy places the organism in Eukaryota, Viridiplantae, Streptophyta, Magnoliopsida, Myrtales, Myrtaceae. The record is from RefSeq and is a predicted model, not a curated record. The transcript has a single exon. Bases 1 to 549 code for a protein of 182 amino acids.
AUGGCGAUGGUGGCGGUGGCAGUGGCGGUGGCGGUGGCGGCUCUUGCUUGGGUGGCCAUGGCCAUGCCGCUCGCCUGUGCCAUGGCCGAUGACCCCAAGAAGGUGGACAACUGGUUCAAUAGGCUUAGCCAUGCUGAGCGUAAGACCACAUGCCUCCACUUCUUCUUUCACGACACGAUAUCAGGCAAGAGUCCCACGGCGGUGCGCGUUGCCGAAGCCACGAUAACAAAGAAGUCCCCGACACUGUUCCGGGUUGUCAACAUGAUGGACGACCCAUUGACUGAGGGACUCGAGCCAGAGUCCCCCCUCGUGGGCCGGGCUCAGGGGUUGUAUGGCUCGGCUGGGCUGGAGUCGCUGGGCCUGCUCAUGAACAUGAACCUUGUAUUCACGAGCCCAAAGUACAAUGGCAGUACCCUGAGCACAUUGGGCCGCAAUCCGGCGUACGAGACCUAUCGGGAGAUGCUCAUCGUCGGCGGGACUGGCUUUCUCCGGUUGGCGAGCGGAAUCGCAACGGGCAAAGAUAUAAUUUCUCAACCACAACACCUUUGA